AUGAAUAAUAGUAAUAAUAAUGUUAAUAAGAGUUUAAUAAUUAAUAAUGUAUUUAAAAAUAAAUAUUUAUUAAGGUGUAUAUUUAGUCUUAUAUCAUUGAUUAAUGAUAUAGAGUAUAAAUAUAAUAGUAGUAGUACACAUUUAAUCAAAUACGAUGAAUGGAAUUGUGUAUAUGAUCUAGUCACACAUGGUCAUAUAGGAGUGUUGGUAGACAAGAUCAAAUUGGGUAAAAAGGAUGAUCUCAUAUUCAAAGAGUACAAAUCAAUCGUUGAACAUGGUCAAAGUGAUCAAUACAGUAUAGACAAGGUUACAAAGAUCAUUUGUAGAAAGGUUAUAGAUAGUCAAUCAUUCAACACAAUCUAUACUACAUUUCAAAAUUACUUUACAUCACCUAAACUAAUCAAAACUGCAUGUCAAGCUGGUAACCUAGACAUCUGUAAAAUAUUACUCAAUCAAACACACCCAAUCAAAUUAUCAACCAAUGGAGCUUAUUUGGGUGCUAUUAAAGGUGGUCAUUUAAAUAUCUUGGAGUUCUUGUAUCAUAUGAAUUAUUCAAUUUAUGAUGAUACCAAUAAUAAUAAUAAUAGUGAUAAGAAUAAUAAUAAUAAUAAUUAUUCACUACAAAUACUUCAACAUUCAAUGACACAUUUGGGUAAUAGAACUAUUAGAGAUUGGGUAGUUCAACAUGACAAUAGUAUCAAGUCACUAUUCUUGAAUCAAGGAGUUUCAACAACAACAACAAAUAUUUCAAAUGAAUUAGAGUCUGGAUUAUUUUGUAUUGGUGAUUGUGAUGCAAUCAGAAAUCUAAAACUAACUUGGAUCAAUCCUCAAGUUGUAGCAGAGACUAUUCGUCAUGGUGGUAGUCAACGAUUAAAAUUGGUUGAUUGUUUAUUGGAAAUUCAAAGAUCAAGAUUUGAUUUACAUAAUUUAGAAAAUCAACAACAAAAUCAACCAAAUACUUUUAAUAACAAUCAAAAUAAUAUAAAGAAUAAUAAUAAUAGUUAUGAUUAUUUAAAAUUAAAAUUAAUUUAUCAAAAUUAUUUAAAUCAACAUAAUAAUAAUAAUAAUCAAAAUAAUAAUAAUUUAGAAAUAAUUGAUAUGUUAAUAUCAAAUCAUUUAAUAAUAACAAAAAAGAUGGCACAAGAUACAAUUAUAGUUGGAUUUAAAUUAAUUUAUGAAUUAUUGUAUCCUUUGGAAUCAUUAAAUUAUAGUAAUAAUAAUAAUAAUAAUAAUACUGUCAACUAUAAGAUUAAACCAUCAUCCCCUUCAAGUUUUUCAACAUCAAAUGAUAUUAUUGAUCAUUUUAUAGAACAUAUAUUUGGUGAGGAAGGAGUUGAUUAUACACUUUUAAAAUGUUUGGCUAGGUAUUUGACAUUUGAACAAUUCCGACGAUUAAUCUUUGGAAUUGACCCAGAGUAUUUCCAAACCAAACAAUUUAAAAAGUCGGUUCUGUUUGACACUAUACGUGUUGCUUCUCAAAGAAGUGAUGGUGAUGGUGUCGAUGGAACAAAGAUCGUUGGUUAUUUGGUACAACAAUUCCUACUCGAUAUUGUUGGCACUAGGAGCAACCAAACCAUCUUUUUGUAUGAUGGUGAUAUUGGCUCAUCACUCACUGCAACUCUUUACGUUUUAUUAGAUAAUAUUUCAAAAUUGGUUAGUUCAAAUACUGGUCAUUUAUAUAUCAACUACAACUAUAAUAAUAAUAAUAAUCAAAAUAAUAAUAAUAAUAUUGAAACAUAUUUUGAAAUACCAACAAAAAUAUUAGAAAGAAUUAUUAAUAAUCCAAAUUUAACACUGGAAUAUUUGGAAAAGUUUACAAUGGAUUAUUUUAAACAUCAAAUACAAGGAAGAAAUGAAAGAAGUGGUGGUAGUGAAGGAAGGUUGAUUAGAACUCCCGUUUCAAGAUUACAUAUUUUGUUUGAGGGUUAUAUUCCAAGUCACUUGGUAACGCGUAAUCUAUUGGAAAUUAUAGAUUUGUGUGGAGAAAUUCCUGAUCGAGCCAACCCUCCCAUCCUCCUAACUCAUUUGGCCGCCUAUGCAGUCGAGAAUCAUAAUCAAGAUAUAAUCGAUUAUUUCUUGCAAAACAGUGGUGGAACUUUUCACAUGUGUUCAACGAUUUCAAAUAGUUGGAAAAGACUCAAUUACCUGUGUAGCCAAUUUCAAUUUAAUGCAGUGGUAUGCGACCACGAGGACAUUGAAAUGAUUGGUCGAAAAGGUUCAAUUGAAAUAUUUCAAUUAAUGUUACCCUACAGAAUGGAUUCUUGGUGGAACAUUGACCGUGAAUUGAUUUUAAAGUCUGCAGAGUUUUACAAAAGACAUAAAUUAAUCGAUUUUAUUUCUAAAUCUGAAAAUGAUGUCUAUAAUCACCAACAACUAGAAUACGAACACCAACAACAACAACAACAACAUAUUCAGGAAGAAGAAGAAGAAGAAGAAGAAGAAGAAAAUCAAGACCAACCUAAAAAAAGAAAAUGGUAUGAAAUUACAAAAGAUAAAACAAUGUAA
Messenger RNA from Cavenderia fasciculata, 2505 nucleotides. RefSeq lists its product as uncharacterized. NCBI's taxonomy places the organism in Eukaryota, Evosea, Eumycetozoa, Acytosteliales, Cavenderiaceae. The record is from RefSeq and is a predicted model, not a curated record. The transcript has a single exon. The coding region runs from base 1 to 2505 and encodes 834 amino acids.